ACUCCAGAUGAUCAAAUUAUGACAUGGAUACUAAGAAUUUGAAUUCCCACUUCAAAGUAUUAGCCAUUACCCAUCUACUACUCCAUUGCGCAAAUGCAGUUAGCACAGCAACGAAGCCCGACCCCGACAGGGGAAAAGGCGAAUGGCAGCUUCUGCUGAAGAACACUGGUGUAGUGGCAAUGCACAUGGCCGUAACUCAUCGAAACACGGUCGUAAUGUUUGACCAGAUGGGAUCAGGCAGGUCGGGUUACAGAUUACGGAAGCGUCAUGAUGGAACGAGAUGUCGAAAUGUGCGAAAAGACUUUAACGACUCAUCUUGUUAUGCUCACUCAAUUGAGUAUGAUGUGUUGAGGAACAGCAUUAGGCCUCUCAACAUUGAGACGGAUACUUGGUGCUCGUCAGGUUCUAUGUUGAGCAACGGAACGCUGAUCCAAACGGGCGGUUUUGGUUCCGGUUCAAGGAGGAUACGUUACUUUAAGCCGUGCCAGAAUCACCAUUGUGAUUGGAGAGAGGGGAGGAAGCUUUUAUCAAAUGAAAGAUGGUAUGCUUCCAGCCUGAAACUCCCGGAUAAAGACGACAGGGUGAUCGUUGUUGGUGGGAGAGACGUUUUUACUUAUGAAUUUGUGCCGAAAAGAUCGCCUAGCGAGAAAUCUUUCAUUCUUCCUUUCUUGAGAAAGACUUAUGACAGAAAUGAGGGAGGGAACAAUCUCUACCCCAUUGUCCAUCUUUCAUCUGAUGGCCAUCUGUUCAUGUUUGCCAACAGGGACUCCAUCCUUUUCAACUAUAAACGAAACAGGGUAGUUAAGAAAUUCCCAAGAAUCCCUGGAAAAGGAUCAAGAAGCUAUCCAAGCACAGGCUCCUCAGUGAUUCUCCCUCUACACUACAAUGACGGAUUCCGGAAAGUGGAAGUAAUGAUAUGUGGAGGAUCGGCAGCCGGGGCCUUUUCAGCAGCCAAACAAGGCAGAUUCUUGAAGGGCUCAAGAACAUGUGGAAGAAUGGUAAUCACAGGCAACAACCACAAGUGGAAAAUGGAGAACAUGCCAGGGCCGCGCCUAAUGCACGACAUGAUCACUCUCCCAACAGGCCAUGUUCUAAUCAUAAACGGUGCCAAGAACGGGUGCGGUGGAUGGAACUACGCAUCAAAUCCUUCCCUCCAACCUUACCUCUACAACCCCAAGAAAAUGAUAGGAAGACGGUUCACGAUCCUUAAGUCCACCAAGAUAGCAAGAAUGUACCAUUCGUCGGCCGUCCUAUUACCUGACGGAAGAGUUCUUGUUGGGGGCAGCAACCCUAACAACAAGUACACAUUCAAGAACGUGCCUCACCCGACCGAGCUCCGGUUACAAGCAUUCGUCCCGCCGCAUGUGGGGAAGGAAUCCAACGGGAGAAGGCCUCAAAAUGUGUCCAUAUAUACAAGUGGGAAUGAUGAAAUAGUGGGAUAUGGGGGACGAUUUCAUGUGAAGUUUUUAUUGAAGACAAAGUUGAGUAAGAUGCUAGCCUUCACCGCAUAUGCAUCUCCAUUCAACACUCAUUCAAUCUCUAUGAACCAGAGGAUGCUGGUGCUCAGGUGCAAGAACAUUAAGAGGACAAAGGAUGGAUGGCUUAAUGCCCUUGUGGAAGCUCCUCCUUCUCCUAAAGUUGCACCUUCUGGCUAUUAUAUGCUUACUGUUCUUCAUAAUGGGAUCCCUAGUAGAUCCCACUGGAUUAAGUUUACACAUACUUGACCCAUCACCCCCCCCCCACCCCAACAGAUAAGAAAUGAUGAAUAACUUGGAAUAAUGUGGUUGGUAUGCUGUAUUGCUAUAUGGAAAUGACACAAUGGCAGUCCCUUUUUUGUUUUUUU
This is a messenger RNA of Sesamum indicum (sesame), 1843 nucleotides long. Its product is annotated as aldehyde oxidase GLOX. Lineage: Eukaryota; Viridiplantae; Streptophyta; Magnoliopsida; Lamiales; Pedaliaceae. The record is from RefSeq and is a predicted model, not a curated record.